This is a messenger RNA of Rhizophagus irregularis DAOM 181602=DAOM 197198, 918 nucleotides long. Lineage: Eukaryota; Fungi; Glomeromycota; Glomeromycetes; Glomerales; Glomeraceae. The record is from RefSeq and is a predicted model, not a curated record.
AUGGAAGUAGAUGAAGAAGAAGCUAGGGCUGAGAUGAAGAUGAUUCUAAAAACUUUUCCGAUUGAACUAGAAUUAAAAUACAAUGAAAAGUUUACCAGUGAGUCGAAUGAUGAAAUUCUUCGACAGGUUAUACCUCAACUAAUUGAAGCGAUGAAGCCAAGAGUGCGCUUGUUAUAUAAACAACGCGGCACUUUAGACAAAGAUAAUCGCCGUCUACAUCGAAACAAUCGGUUAAAUGAGAAAAAGGCACAUCGAGUUAAAGGCGCAAAAUCACUUUUUGACAAAAAUGAUGAAAAACUGGAGAAUUAUGAUCAAAAAGAACUUUUGAAUGUUUUAAGUGACAACCGAUAUCACUCUCCAGAGUAUUCUGAAUCGGAUGAGGAGCAACCAGACGGUAAAAGACAUAUCAAUGUUUAUAAUCAGUCUUGGAGAUCUGAAGAGUAUUCUGAAUCGGAUGAGGAACAACCAGACGGUAAAAGACAUAUCAAUGUUUAUAAUCCGUCUUGGAGAUCUGAAGAGUUAAUAGAUUUAUUACGAAAUGUCUUGGACCAACACGCUUUCUCUUUUCAAUCUGCACAAUUGAUACAAACGCAAAAUUAUGAUGAUAAGAUAUAUAAUAUCAUCUCUCGUUAUUUACGAGGUGCUCCAAAUUGGACCUAUGUGGAGCAGAAUAUGCUGGCCAAUAUUGACUUUUCUGAGCCGGAGAUGCCAAUUCAAAUGAUGGAGAGUCUAAUAAUGGCGGAAGAUGCGGAAGUGUCAGCGGAGAUGGACAAAAUAGUAGUAAUAGAAGAUUCGGAAUCAACGGGAAUGGAAGAAUCAGAACCAACGGAAAUAGAAGAAUCAGAACCAAUGGGAGUGGAAGAAUCGCCAGAAACAGAAGAUGAAACAGACAAAUGGAAACUUUUGCGAUUUAAUUGA